Messenger RNA from Spinacia oleracea (spinach), 1540 nucleotides. RefSeq names its product BTB/POZ and TAZ domain-containing protein 4. Gene Ontology annotation, molecular function: protein binding. Lineage: Eukaryota; Viridiplantae; Streptophyta; Magnoliopsida; Caryophyllales; Amaranthaceae. The record is from RefSeq and is a predicted model, not a curated record. The transcript has 6 exons. The coding region runs from base 321 to 1478 and encodes 385 amino acids.
CAGCUAAGACAAAGAAGAUGACAGGAAUCCGACGAAGAUGAUGACGAUGAUAACAUCCAUUAUCCCAAUUUUCGUAAAGUUUUUGAUAAGUACUCUGUCUUAUUACCCCAUUUGCCUCCAAAUUUCCAAUUCAACAUGCAAUUUAUUUGCUAAUUGUUUAUUAAAUCAGUCAAUUCAAAACCCCACCGACCGAAUCAUUCAACCCCCUCCUCUCAAAUCUCCCUUCUACUACAUAAGGAGAGAGAUAAAGAGAGAGAGGGGGAUUAACAUUCACUUUGCGUUUUCUGGGUUCUAAGAAUUGAGUUGUUGAAAUUGGAAAAAUGUGUAGAAUGGAAAAUGUUGUAAACAAUUUUGUCAAUGAGAAAGUUCCUCCACCAGCACCUCCAUUGCCUUGCUUUCUCUCAGCUGCAUACCCUAAAAAGGUUAUGGUUAAGUCUAAGUCUAAGGCUAAGAUGAUGUCAUCUUACAAAGAACAAUGUAAUGUGAGCACCGCCACCACGGAUUUGUAUGACCGCCUUUUCGAUGAAGCUUAUCGAGCUGAUGUUGUCGUUCAUACCGAUAAUGGUGGCCAGAUUUAUGCCCAUGCUAGUAUUUUGGGAAUGAUAUCUCCAGUGAUCAGACACGAUUUGAAGCAAACAAAAGGCAAAAACCGACGACGUACCAUCACAAUUCGUGGUGUUCCUCACGAUGCAGUUCGUGUUUUCAUCAGAUACCUCUAUUCUUCAUGCUACAACUCAGGAGAAAUGGAGGAAUACAUCUUGCACCUUCUGGUACUGUCUCAUGUAUAUGUGGUUCCUCACUUGAAAAGAGAGUGUGAGGCAAAGCUAGAGAAUGGUUUACUCAACAUAGACAACAUCAUCGAUGUUUUUCAGCUUGCUCUUCUAUGUGAUGCACCUAGGCUUAGCCUCAUUUGUCACCGGAUGAUCUUGGACAAUUUCAAGGCCGUCUCAGCCACCGAAGGCUGGUACGCGAUGAAGGAGGCUCACCCGUUCCUAGAAAUAGAGAUUUUAGCCACUGUUAAGGAAGCUGAUAGAAGACAAAAGGAACUUUUGAGAAAGAAGAACGAGAGGAAGAUAUAUGUACAGUUGUACGAGGCUAUGGAGGCUAUCGUUCAUAUAUGCAGAGAUGGAUGCAAAACUAUUGGUCCUCAUGAUAAAGCACUAAAGAAAGACGAACAUCCUUGUGGGUACACGGCUUGCAAAGGGCUCGAACUUCUAGUCCGGCAUUUUGCUGCUUGUAAGCUUAGAGUUCCUGGUGGUUGUGUUCAUUGUAAGAGGAUGUGGAAGCUUUUCGAAUUGCACUCCCGCCUCUGUAUUGACUCUGAUGCAUGCAGAGUCCCCUUGUGCAGGAACUUCAAGGACAGAAGUAAGAGGCAGAACAAGAAGGAAGAAAUGAGGUGGAAAAUACUGGCAAGAAAGAUAGUGAGAUCUAAGAGUAUAUGUGGAGCGCCAUUCUUUUCAUUGGCUAGCUCUACGUGACAAUGUAACACACACAUUUUAGAUAUAUGAUUAUGAAAUAAAUGAUAUUCUUUAUUCUUUUA